Messenger RNA from Medioppia subpectinata, 1995 nucleotides. NCBI's taxonomy places the organism in Eukaryota, Metazoa, Arthropoda, Arachnida, Sarcoptiformes, Oppiidae. The record is from the annotation of a GenBank genome assembly.
AUGGCCAAAACACGCAAAGGAAGCGCUGCGGCGAAGAGUAAACCUCGAGAGGGUUUUCGAAAGGGUAACCACAGUCUGAAUCCCGACCGCAUUAGGAGUCCAUCGGACACUCAUUUGAGGGAUAAGUCAACCAUAAAACGACUUCUUAUGUACAAGAAUUCAAAGCCAAUCAGAGAUUCAAAGGGAAAGAUAGUAAAGGCGGCGCCCUUUCAGUCAACUCUGGCGAGCGGUGCCGUCUCGAGGAUAGCACCCAAUCAGAAGUGGUUCACAAACACCCGAACCGUAACUCAAAACGCUUUGCAGAAGUUUCAGGAAGAGUUGGGCAAAGCUGUCCGCGACCCGUAUCGCGUGGUUAUGAGACAAACAAAACUUCCGAUUACUUUACUUAACGAAAGGGCGAAGUAUUCGAGAGUCCAUAUCCUCGACACCGAAGGCUUUGACAAGACUUUUGGCAAAAAAGCCAACAGAAAGCGACCGAACAUUAAGUUCGAUGAUUUGCAGGCAUUCAUCACUUCGGCCGACAAACGGGCCGACAAUUACGAUGAGACCAAAGACAGUAAUAUUGUGCCCGACAUAUGCGAAGACAGACCAGAAGUGAGAGAUAUAAUCAUGAAAAAGGGGACUUCGAAGAGGAUUUGGAACGAACUCUACAAAGUGAUCGAUUCCAGUGAUGUUGUGGUACAGGUGUUGGACGCCCGCGACCCCAAUGGCACCCGAUCUCCACAUAUUGAACAGUAUAUGCGAAAAGAGAAACCACACAAACAUUUGGUUUUAGUGCUCAAUAAAUGCGAUUUAGUGCCCGUUUGGGUCACUCAGAGAUGGGUCACCACUCUCUCCAAAGAGUACCCGACAAUGGCGUUCAGGGCCUCCAUUACUAAUCCCUUCGGAAAGGGAGCGAUGAUUAAUCUGUUGCGACAAUUCUCUAAACUACACACCGAUAAGAAGCAAAUUAGUGUCGGAUUUAUCGGUUACCCAAAUGUUGGCAAAUCGUCGAUCAUUAACGCAUUGAAAGCUAAAAAGGUGUGUAAAGUGGCGCCCAUUGCCGGCGAGACCAAAGUCUGGCAAUACAUCACUUUAAUGCGAAGAAUAUAUUUGAUUGACUGUCCGGGUGUUGUGUACCCGAGCGGUGACACCGACACAGAGAUUGUGCUCAAAGGUAUUGUUCGCGUAGAGAAUGUGAAAGAGCCGGAAGACCACAUCCCAACUGUUCUCGAAAGAGUGAAAGCAGAAUAUUUGACCAAAACAUAUAAGAUUCCUGAGUGGGAGGAUUGCGACGACUUUCUUAUAAAAAUGGCCGAAAGAAUGGGAAAAUUGCUAAAAGGAGGCGAACCCGACACCAAUACUAUCGCCAAAAUGGUGUUAAACGACUGGCAAAGAGGAAAAUUACCAUUUUUUGUUAAACCCCCCACUAAUGAGUCCUCUUCUGACGACACAAACACUAAUGAAAAGUCCAAAGAAUUAAAGACUAGUGAAACGGAAGUGCAAACUGAUGGCACUCUUCCCAGCGGUGGCCAAACAGAUGGCCCUAAUAUCAGACAAGAUCUCUCUAAAGUUGAGGUCGAAUUAGAGUUCACGGGUGAAGACAUUCAAACUCUGGACAACGAUUGCUCGCAAUUAUAUCAAUCGGACGACGAGGAAGAGGAGGAAGAAGAAGAGUAUGAGUCGGAUAGUGAUGCAGAUAUGGAGGAACAAAAUGAAGAGAUUAACGAAGAUAUUGAACAAAAUAUCAAAGAUAUGCCAAUCAAAUCAAUAGCAAAAUCAACUCAGAAAAAGUCUAAAAAGGGAUUGAAAUCCAAACCAAUUGAAGACAAAAAGAGUAGUGAAGUAAAGAAAUUGAGUUCAAGAGAAAGACGACGAUUGGAAAGAGACGCCAAAACCAAGAAAAUAGGCGUUCAUUACUACGAGACGGCAAAUGUUAAAAAUAAAAACCGCGACAAAAAGCUUGAUAUGCAGAACAGCUCUCGAGGCCAUAACAAGAAACAUAUUAAGCGAUAA